AUGGGUCUCACUAGGGAUUCGCGCCACAAGAGGGCCGCCUCGGGCGCCCGCAGAGCUCACUACCGGAAGAAGAGAAAGUUCGAGCUCGGUCGUCAGGCCGCCAACACCCGUAUCGGUGCCAAGCGGAUUCACACUGUCCGCGUGCGCGGUGGUAACAUCAAGCACCGGGCUCUUCGUCUCGAGAGCGGUAACUUUGCAUGGGGCUCAGAGCACAUCACGGCCAAGACCCGUAUCCUUCAGGUCGUUUUCAACGCCUCGAACAACGAGUUGGUCCGCACCAACACCCUUGUCAAGAACGCCGUCGUUCAGGUCGAUGCCACCCCCUUCCGUCAGGCGUACGAGAAGCACUACGGUCAGUCUGUGACCACCAAGCGCCGCGCUGCCGGCCAAGGUGCGCUCGAGGAGGUCGAGGCUCAAAAGAAGAGCCGCGCUGUUGAGCGCAAGCUGACAGAGCGCAAGCAGUCGGCCAAGAUCGACACUCUGGUUGAGCAGCAAUUCGGCGCUGGCCGUCUCUACGCCGUCAUUUCUUCGCGUCCCGGUCAGAGCGGCCGUGCUGACGGGUACAUUCUCGAGGGAGCCGAGCUCGAGCACUACGUCAGGAGACUGAAGAGCACAAAAGCCAAGCACGGUUAAG
Molecule: messenger RNA, 634 nt
Organism: Tilletiaria anomala UBC 951
Lineage: Eukaryota; Fungi; Basidiomycota; Exobasidiomycetes; Georgefischeriales; Tilletiariaceae
Product: 40S ribosomal protein S8
Exons: 3
Coding region: 1-633 (210 amino acids)
Biological process (GO): translation; maturation of SSU-rRNA from tricistronic rRNA transcript (SSU-rRNA, 5.8S rRNA, LSU-rRNA)
Cellular component (GO): cytosolic small ribosomal subunit; ribosome
Molecular function (GO): structural constituent of ribosome
Source: RefSeq, a predicted model, not a curated record